CAGCGUCAGCUCACACGCGCUGUUGUUGUGAUUGACAGAAGGGAGUCAUGUUAACUUUCAGUUUGCUUUUCGGCCGUCACAAAUAUGUUUUUAAGUAAGUAAACAACUAUGUCCGACAUACUGAUGAAGGAAAUGGAGAGCAUCUCGAUCAGUCCGACGAAGCCUGAAGAGUGUCCAGACGGUGCUCGGAGCUUCCUGCUGGUGGAUGAACAGGAAAACCUGCAGGUCCGUGAUGAGACUGAGUUUGUGGACAGGCUGGGCUGUGGGGACGUGGCAGGAGUCAAGGUCCUCUCCAUCUUUGGAAACACCGGCGAUGGCAAGUCCCACACCCUCAACCACAUCCUCUUCAGCGGGGAGAGUGUGUUCUACACCUCCAAGUCCCCCAGCUCCUGUACGGUGGGAGUGUGGGCUGCGUAUGACCCCACCCUCGGCCUGGUCGCCCUGGAUACUGAAGGCCUGUUGGGGGCCGCGGCCAAUCAGAACCAGAGAAUGCGGCUGCUGCUAAAGGUGCUGGCAGUGUCUGAUAUAGUGGUCUAUCGUACACGGGCAGAGCGCCUCCACAACGACAUGUUCCAGUUCCUGAGCAACGCGUCGGGGGCCUACCUGAAGCACUUCACCCCGGAGCUCCGGGCCCUCUCCAGCCGCUGCGGUCUAGAUGUGCCUCUGUCGUCUCUUGGGCCUGCUGUGAUCAUCUUCCAGGAGACUACGCACACCCAGCUGCUCGCUCAUGAUGCUAAGUUGUCCGGUCAUGCCGACACGCUGCUCCAGAAGCGUUUUCACGAACUGGGCCUGGGUACGGAGGCCUUCAGCUCCGUGCAGUAUGUUGGCACCCAGACCAUCACACCCCCCACUGACUACAGCCGGCUGCUGGAGGCCGUCAAGCAGCAAGUGAAGAACACUCACACACGCUCCCCCCGCCAGCCCGGGAUAAUGUUUCACGCUCUGGAGGCCCUGAGUGAGCGUUUCUGUGGAGAACUGUCAGACGACAAGAUGAUCCCGUACUCCUUCUUCCCAGACGAGUACUUCACCUGCUCUGCUGUCUGCCUCAGCUGCAACAUUCGCUGUAGAAAUGGAAUGAACCAUCUGAGAGACAGGGUCCCCCACUUGGCAGAUGGACUGUGCCAGUAUGUUCACCAGUACAACAACAAAGUCCUUAUCUGCAAGAGGUGUUAUGAGGGAGGCAGAGAGGUGAUCGUUUUGCCCAAGACGUCGGCUUCCUCUGAUAACCCAUGGUUUGGAUUGGCCAAGUAUGCGUGGUCAGGCUAUGUGUUGGAGUGUGCUAGCUGUGGUGUAAUCUACCGCAGCAGACAGUACUGGGUGGGGAACCAGGACCCUGAGAGCGGCGUGGUGCGGUCCGAGGUCAAGCACGUCUGGGAGGGGUCGGACACUUUUCUGACGACCCACCAGAACGCUGCCCAGAGGGUCCUGGACGGGAUGAACUACGUGAUCCAGUCAGUGUCGGAGUACAGCACCGGGCCCACCAAAGCUGUGGCAGCCUGGGUCACUGACCAGGUGGCCCCCCCGUACUGGAGACCCAACACAGAGAUCACUGCGUGUCAUGGCUGCAGGAAGGUGUUUGAGGAGGCGGAGAGGAAGCACCACUGCCGAUCGUGUGGCGAGGGUUUCUGCCAUCCCUGCUCCAGCCAGAGGAUGCCGGUGCCGGAGAGGGGCUGGGGCAGUGGGCCGGUCCGGGUCUGUAAGAAGUGCUACCAGCAGGGAGGGCCGGCUGACACCAACAGCCAGGUGUGUAAGGUGGAGCCUCGUGGUCUGAUCGCUCGCAGGGUGACGGAGGUGGCGCAGUCUACACUGGACAUGGUCACCACAGCUGUGGACUACCCUAUCUGUUUUAUGAAAGAUGUGGCUCGGCCGGAUUACUGGGUGCCAGAUGCGGACAUCACCCAGUGCCACCAGUGCUCCAAACCCUUUACUCCGGCCAUAUCCAAGCACCACUGCAGGGCCUGUGGGCAGGGUGUGUGCGGCCCCUGCUCCACACACAUCAAGCCUGUGCCCUCCCGAGGCUGGGACCACCCGGUCAGAGUGUGUGAAGGCUGCCACGCCCGCAAGGACAGUCUGUGAGCUUUUUUAACCUGGAGAGCUUCCUCAGAUGAUCCACGAAGAACACUGUGAAUCGUGGCACUGCUGCUCCCAGAGAACAAGGAGGAUUGAGUAUGAAGCACUAAACGGCAGAACUGCAAUAAGCCUUGUUUUAAUGCGUGAAGAGAGACAAAGCUUAAAAUGGUCCCCUUGUGUUUUAUCAGUGCUGGCCCGGGAUCAGCUUCCCAUCUAAUAUGCCUUCCUCUAUCUACUGAUUCUGCAGCAGUCCAGAGGCACAACAUCGAUCAACUUCUCUAUAGCCCUACUGCAGCAGUCUAGCUAUCAUUAAACCAAAUGGAAAGCUGGACGUGUGAUUCUUGGAAAUGUAGGAUAUAAGGACAUACAACUCUUCUCCAUUCUGCAGAGCUAGAACUCUUUGCUGUUAUCAUGUGUAGUCUUCCUUCAUUUAUUUGUUUUUUGCACAGCCCUACAGCACACAACCCAUUCUCAAUUUGACCAAUUUGUAAACAAGUAAAUAAGAUGCACUGGGAUUUUAAGAGAGACAUUUUUUUUUAUUUAGAGGGGUUCUUAACCUGUCUACAGCCUCAUCUCAAUAUAUUGUAUCAUCCCUGCAAAGCCCUCAGAAAGGUAGAGAAAGUGUGGGGGGGUUUUAUCCUCCUGCUGAUCCUUCUCUUCUCAUGUCUUUCUCUCUUUGGGGUAUAAAAGAGAACAAGACUGUUGGAAAAAGAGAGCUCUGUGUAUGCCUGUAACACUCUGGACAGAAAGAGAGAAAACAUACUGUAGAGAGAACACGAGCUACAGCAGUGUGUGCCUUCAUGGGAAGCUUGAUUCCCAUUUCUAUAGCCCCUGAUGUCUGUUUUAGGGGUUUCCUUCAUAUGUGCAAGGUGUAAUGAGAUUAUUUGUGCCUAAUUGCAGGGCAAUGUAAUCCAGAGCCUCGCUCAUCUGACUUAAUUGUAUUUACAAUAUGGUGAAAUUGAUAGGAAAAUAAACUUUGUAGCACAUUAAAGACAUUCCAAUGUAUGGACAUACCUGUUUACUGAUA
Trematomus bernacchii (emerald rockcod) is the source of this 3097-nucleotide messenger RNA. RefSeq names its product zinc finger FYVE domain-containing protein 1. Gene Ontology annotation, molecular function: metal ion binding. The coding region runs from base 109 to 2076 and encodes 655 amino acids. The record is from RefSeq and is a predicted model, not a curated record. Lineage: Eukaryota; Metazoa; Chordata; Actinopteri; Perciformes; Nototheniidae. The transcript has 12 exons.